GAGAUUUUGCCAAAACACCGACCGGAAUCCAAAUCAACAAAUAAACAUUUUUAUGUCACCUUUUUCAACUUUGUACAAAAUUUCUCUGUGAAAUGAAUCAAAUACAAAGACUACAUAUAAGAUACCGGCAAAUAACAUUGAGUGCGGCCAGAUUAUGGGUACGUUUCACCAGUGAUCAGGGAUGCGCCAAGCAAAAAGCAAGUAAUCUAUGUAAACAGGAAGCAGAGAAAUUUAAGAAGGUCAGUGAUACAGACAAGCCAGAGAGCCAACGCCCGAAAGUCACUCGAAUAGAUGGUGAUGGAGUUGGUUGUGAAAUGAUUGAAUCAUUGGUCAAGGUUUUUUCCACCGUACAAGUACCAAUCGAUUGGGAUGUCUUUCAUGAGCAUAAAAUAAAUUCCGCGGAAGGCGAGGACGUCUCGCCCAAAUUGCUGGAGUCCCUAUGUCGAAAUAAAAUAGGCAUUAAGGGUCCAUUCGAGAGUGGUCCUUGUCUCAGAAAAUUGCGCAAAAAAUUUCAAUUAUUUGCCUUUGUGGCAGUGUGUCGGAAUCUGGAAGGGCAGAAUACUCGAUACGGCAAAUUGGAUUGUCUGAUAAUACGCGAUCAGGUGGAGGGCGAAUAUUCUGGUAUUGAGCAUCGUGUAGUACCUGGUGUUAUGCAAACCAUUAAAGUAAGCACAGCUGAGGGUGCCGAUCGCAUGGCCAGAUAUGUCUUUGAAUAUGCCAAAAAGAAUAAUCGUAAGAAGAUCACAGUGGCCCAUAAGGCAAACAUUAUGCGAUUAACAGAUGGCACCUUCUUAUCGCCAAUGCGCAGAGAGGCAGCCAAGUAUCAAGAUGAUAUAAUGUUUGAAGAACGCUACCUGGAUACAGUAUGCCUGGCCAUGUUGAUGAAACCGGAGAGAAAGGAUGUUCUUGUUGCCUCUAGCAUGUAUGGAGAUGUGUUGACCUUUAUGGCUGCCAGCAUAAUGGGCGGGCCAGCUUUAUGCCCCGGCUUUGCUGUCGGUCCCAUGGGAUUGAUCUAUGAGCCAAUAAUACAUACGAAUACAAAUAUAGCCGGCAAGGAUAUAGUCAAUCCAACAGGCAUGCUGCUCUCUGGUGUACUAAUGUUGCGUGAGAUGAAAUUGAAUGAAUACGCUGAUAAAAUUUGCUGCGCCGUGAGUACCGUCUUUAGGGAGACCGAUUGUCGGACAAAAGAUCUUGGCGGUAAGGCAAAGUGCUCGGAAUUCACUCAACUUGUGUGCGAUUGCCUACCUCAAAGUUGAAAAAACAAUAAGUUCAUUCUUUAGAUUAAACAAAAUAAUCAAAAUAAACUUCUGCUGAAACAAUUUA
Messenger RNA from Drosophila willistoni, 1323 nucleotides. RefSeq names its product probable isocitrate dehydrogenase [NAD] subunit alpha, mitochondrial. Gene Ontology annotation, biological process: tricarboxylic acid cycle; isocitrate metabolic process. Gene Ontology annotation, molecular function: isocitrate dehydrogenase (NAD+) activity. The transcript has a single exon. Bases 93 to 1256 code for a protein of 387 amino acids. Gene Ontology annotation, cellular component: mitochondrion. The record is from RefSeq and is a predicted model, not a curated record. NCBI's taxonomy places the organism in Eukaryota, Metazoa, Arthropoda, Insecta, Diptera, Drosophilidae.